AUAUUUCAGCAAAAUUUGACGCUUACGAUUUUGACCAGAACCGGCCAGUGAUGGACGAGAAGACCCUAGAUAACGUGGUGAACGCUGUAGUGCAGCAGAGUCUGAAAGUUUUGGGGGAAAGAAAAAUUCCCGACAACGAUGCUAAACUCUCCUCCGCCGGCGUAGAAAAAUCUUUAUCGGUGACAUCAUCACCUCGUAGGAGGUCGCCACCGGAAAAGUCGGACAAAAGUCCAGUGGUAGAACCGCAGGCCCAGGAGGAGAAGUCAGUAAAAACUCCAGUGACAGAGCCGCCGCAGCAGAAAGAGAAGGCUGUCAAAAGUCCAGAGCCGCCGCAGCAGAAAGAGAAGGCUGUCAAAAGUCCGGUGCCCCCGCAGCGGAAGGAGAAGGCUGUCAAAAGUCCGGUGCCGGCGCAACAGAAACAGCAGAAGUCAGUCAAAAGUCCAGCGUUAGCUGAGACCCCUGCAAAGAAGAAUUCGGAGCUUGAGAAGGAUACAGUGGUGAGAAGGAUUUUUGGUGAUGAUUUUAAUGAAAUUGAUUUCAUCAGUGUUUCUCCUGCAAAGAUUACUAAGGAUGCUAAGGAUGGUAAGGAUGCCAACGUUCCAGCCUAUGGACGCGGCUUACGGGGCAAGGCCAAGCGUACUGUUACUGUAAAGGAUGAGGCUAUCGAGGAUAAGAAAAAAGCACAGCGGGCAGAGGCUGCGUUGAAGAGGAAGGAGAAGCAAGAGGCUAAGAAAAAAGAGAACGAGGAGAAGAAACAGAAGAGAAAAGCGGCUGAGUUACAAAAGAAACAAGAGGCUGGGUUACAGAAGAAAAAGAAGGAAGACGAGGCUGAGUUACCGAAAAAAAAGAAGGAAAAAGAGGCUGAGUUACCGAAGAAGAAGAAAGAAGAAGAGGCUGAGUUACAGCGGUCUGCGGAAUGUGUUGUGACCAACGACGAAGUUCUUGCGGAAGAUAACGCAUUGGCGGCGGAGUCUGAUGUCGAGCCAGCUGAAUUGAUUAGAUCUUCCGUGAUAAAGGAACUUCGGGAGAAAUCAGUUAAGUUAUCUCCACAAGGGUUUUCAUUGACGAACCUUGAUUCAGCACCAGAUUUUCCGUACAUUGGAGACAAUGGACAGACGACUUGCAUGAGGAAGAACAUUACGCCUUCAUCAGUAAUAUACGACCCUUGCGCACCUGUUGAUCCGGCGCGACUGGAAAAACUGAAGCAACACAUUAAGGCAAUUCCACCCAAACCACCAGCACCUAAAGAUAAACCAGAAGAACCCUCAGCUGAUCAUGAGAGUGACUUCUACAGCAUACUCAUGCAUGAAAGACCGUGGCCUGACAAAGAAUAUGGAUGGGUGUUUGAUAAUCAUAUCGCUGCGUAUAUGAACGUCCUCAUACAAAGGUCCAUGCGAGAUCCCACUCCAUUCUGGUCCAAGCGGAUUGGUUUCAUAGACCCUUGGUUGUUAAGUUCUUGGGCUUCCCUCGAUUACAGGCAGUUCAGGAUGAAACCUGCUUCGUUCAAGUUCAAAGACUGUGGUUAUGAAGCGUUGGUAAACGGGAGAUUCCCCGAAGAAUUUACAACAAACUUGAAGUGGUAUGCAGAUGUGGAUCACGUGUACGGAUGUCUUCAAACCGGCGGUAAUCACUGGGUGGCGUUUCACGUGGAUCUGAUCAAGGAGAAGAUAGAUUGCUACGAUCCAAUCUAUGGAGAGUCAACACCCGAAAGUGAGCAAAAAAUGCUAAAUGCUUUUAGACCUCUACUGGAGAUGCUUCCCUGGAUGUUGAAUGAGCUUAUUCCUGCCGAUCUCCGAAAGCAUUCUAGGAAGAGGUUCGCAUUCAGACGGAGGAGCAAAAGAUACAUUCCACAAAACAACAUGUCAGGUGAUUGUGGGGUUUAUUCGUUGAAGUUUGUGGAGUGUCUAGCGCUUGGUGUAACUUUUGAUGGCAUAAACGAUAGUAAUAUUCAAGGGUUACGGGUGAAGAUGGCAGCAGAUAUCCUCGAGGAAGGAGGAAAUGUUGGAAUGAACAAUUUGUUUUCAUAAUGAAACUGUGUUUGUUUGUGAACCUGUGUUUGUUGUUAUGUUAACUAUUUGACUUUGGAUAACUGCUGUAAUAACUCAGUCGUAUCGAUUAGUAAUACUCAGCCAGUACUCAUUGAUAACUCAGUCAUACCUCAAACAUACCCUAGAAUCAAAAUAAUUAAUAAUUUUUCAUUCGAAUGUUAUAUAUAAAGUCCAAUUAUCAAAAUAAUUAAUAAUAACUCAAUGUGUGAGCAUGAUCUUUGUUGACUAUACGAGUUUGGAAUCGAUUAUAAUCUUGAGGUAUAUGUUGUCUCUUACGAGUACCUAAAACUCUAGGCAGUGAUAUGAGGUGUGAGCAUGAUUCAAAACACGUAAACUGUUAUUGUGUUAUUUAUUAUGAAUUUGUGAUAUUUAUCAUAUCUUGUGGUUCGUACAUCAUAAAUCAUAACCCUAAACAAUCUUAUUCGGAACCCAAACCCUAAAUAACUAAACCCUAUACCCUAAACGGCAAACAACAAAUCAGCCGUAAAGGUCUUAAUAACUCAGCCUGUUAGUGUAAGUUAAUAUUUACAUAUGGCGCGAAAAUUUUAGAUAUUUUAUCUCGCGACCUUUAAUGUUCUAUACUUCCCCUAUAUAUAGCCCCCUUCUCUUGCACCUUCUCGCCUUAUCUCACUAGAAAACCUAAACAAUAUCUCUAUAUCGCCUUACAAAGUUAUGAUUGUUCCUGGUUAUUCAGAAAGGUUAGAGAACAGAGUCAAUGAGAUACUAAACUCUGAAAAUCGUGAAAACCUUCCCGUUCUAUACCCUGGCCCGGGUGUCUUGCUUGACAGCGUAAUCUGGUUUAAAUUUCUAAGCGAUCUCUCCCUGGCCAUCCCGUCGAUUUUAGCAGAAGGAUGGGUUCAUGAUUGGCCGACAUGGCGCGCCAUUCCCGAUCAUUUUAAGGAACGCUGAUUUCUUCAACUCGCUGUAAGGACAACAUCUUUGAAUUGUUUUUGAUAUUAGACAUAAUAACAGCACUUACAUUUGGAAAUUGUUUUUUUGUUGUAGCGCAAACGCACAUGGGCACGAAGAUAUAAUUUUCAAGUUUGGACAAAUUUUAAUCUGGUGGCCAGAACGGUGUUUCGUUGUCAGAUGCGCCUCUUGAAGAAGAGGUGGGCACAUGGGGGUGAGAAGCCUGCGUGGAUGCUAACUAGAGUUUGGCGUGAUCUUGUCCACAUGUUUGAAGAAUUUGGUCCUGAUAAUUUUGGUUUUAGAAAUUGAUUUGUUGUUUUUGUUUAUAUUCAGCCGUCAAGUUUUUGUAAAGUUGUUUAACUCAGCCGUUAAGUUUCUAUAAAGUUGUUUAACUCAGCCAUUAAGUUUCUAUUAAGUUGUUUAACUCAGCCGUUUAGUUUCUAUAAAGUUGUUUAACUCAGCCGUUAAGGUUUUAUAAAGUCAAACGUCAGUGUUUCAGUUAAGUAACUCAGCCGUAAUACGAAUUAAGAUACUAAUAACUCAGCCUUAUAGUGUAAAAAUACAAAGCCAUAGUUAACGCUAUUUUCAAUGUAUUAUUAUGGCCGCCAUUACUUAAUCGAGACCAGUAUUAGAGUCUUUUAUUCUCUUAUUAUUAUACGUGCGAGAAGUUCCAUCGUCAUUGAGAAUAUCGAGACUCAUUAUUAUGGCCGUCAUUACAUUAUCGAGACUACUAUUAUUAGAGACCUUUAUUCUCUUAUUAUUAUGUGCAUGACAAAUUUUGUUUGCAUUGAGAAUAUCGAGACUCAUUAUUAUACGGCUGGCACGCAUGUAUCGGAUUAUUUACAUAAUCGAGGUAUUGUUAUUUUUAAUGUAACUCAGUCAAUACGUCUACGUUAACUCAGCCAAAAUAUAGACGCUAACACAGCCGUAAUACGAAUUCAACUUAAGUGUUUGAUAAAAUAAUAAAGAACCUUUCGUAUUUCUUGAUUUGAUUGAGUAUUCGUCAUAAUUAAAGUGCAUCACGUGUGUGGAAAAAUACGGCUCAAACCUAAUAUCGAGGCAUUUAAUAGUUUAUUAAUUUAAAUUAUUCCUCUUUAUUUGAAUUUUUUUAAAAAAUGAUUUUAUAUUACUACCACUAUUGUUUUAACUUUGUCUUUCACACCAAUUUCUCUUUCAUUCAAAGAAAAUGUCUUCUUCAUCAUCUGUGUCUGGUAACACUUACUUUCACCGCCGGCAUGUGGAAAGAGGAACGCCGAAACAGUGUUGGUGUGGUGAACCCGCUGAAUUAUGUACAUCUGCAUCACGGGCUAAUCCAGGAAGACUGUACUAUUGCUGUCGCAAAGGAUAUAUUAAGGUUUGAUUUUUAAUUUUAUUCAUUAUACUGUCAAUGUGAUACUAAGAGCUGGGCAUGUUGGUGAAAUCAGAGACAUUUAUUCAAAUGGGCGGACGAGUGCUUGGUGGAAGAGGUAGAAGAUAUGAAAUCGGUGAUGAGUGACAUGACCAAAGGCAUAUCAGAUCUGAGAGUAGACGUUGGUCGGUUGGAGAAAGAACUCGGUAAAGCGGAAAAGAUGAAGUGUUUGAUGUUUCCAGUGGUGGUUUGUGGGUUUGGUAUGGCCAUAUUUUGGCACUAUUUCUUUGCGUAGUCAUGUGUUGUAAUCAUAAUUUAGACGCAAUGUUUUUAGUAACUCAGCUAUUACGUUCAAUGCAACUCAGCCAGUACGUUAAUUAAUUCAUAAUCAAACAAUAACCCAGCCAUAAUACGAGUAUUCGUCAGUCAUAACGUUUUAAUAACUCAGUUAUAACGUUCACUGCAAUUCAGCCGUUACGUUAAUUAAGUCACUAUCAAACAAUAACCCAGCCAUAAUAUGAGUAUUCGUCAGUCAUAAUGUUUUAAUAACUCAGUUAUAACGUUCACUGCAUCUCAGCCGUUACGUUAAUUAAGUCAUAAUCAAACAAUAACCCAGCCAUUAUAUGAGUAUUCGUCAGUCAUAAUAAGAUAGUAACUCAGCUAUAACGUUCAGUGGAAGUCAGUCAUAAUCAAACAAUAACAUAAACAAUAACUCAACCAUAAUAUGAAUAUUAGUCAGCCAUAAAAAGAGACAUACAUAAAUUUCUGGUUCGACAUACAUAAGUUUAGGUUCAAAAUCACUCUUCCCUUUCCGGACAUACACACAUUAGUGGAGUAGUUUUCCCAUCUCCAACCACAUUGAACACAAAUAAGUCUCCUAUGGCGCAUCUGUUAGCACGACAGAACUUUCUCCAGCCUCUUCUGAUGUAAUACAUGCCGUCUGCUUCGCUAAAUCGCAAACUCACAGUCCAUGAAUUUCCCUCUUUGUUGACAAGUAUUAUCUCUUGGCAUUGUUUGUUCAAAGCAGUACAAGUCGUAGCUCCCUCAGGAAGAUACUGCAAACACAGAACGUAAAGACACAGAACAGAUCAAACCAUAUGUUAAUAACUAACUAAAUACUGCAAACACAGAACGUAAAGACACUGAACAGAUCAAACCAUAUGUUAAUAACUAACUAAAUAUGGUCUAUAACUGAAAAUCGACUCACAAGUUUGUCUUCUUUUAGAUUCGAAGCAGUGACCUCAGCCUGAAAACAAUAGUCAAAUGAGAAAGAAGGAGCAUCAUCCGCAUCGGCUUCUUCCUUGAUGAUGUGAGGAUGUGUAUACUGAAUCUCACAACAGCUAGGACCAAAUGGUGUGACAUGAAACACCAUAUCUCCUUCGUGUUUGAAGAUGACAAUGUCACCGAUUUGAAGGUCAUGUGCUGUGGUGAAAUCUUUCCAACCUCCGGUGAGUCUCCUGCCUUCUUGUAUCACUUCCCAAGUUUGAUCUGUAGCGUCCGAUCUUAGUUUCCAUGUUUUCCGGUUUGUCUUCCCUUCUAUGUGCUGUGAGAAGAAGCCAAGUGGUAUUGUCUGCAGGUCAGAAAAGCCAAAGUUAAGCAAACUCUAAAAUAGGAACAUAUACACAUGAGAAAUAGAGAGUGUGUGUCUACCACGCCACUGUGGAAAUCGGGAAGCAGAGGCUUCAAGAAAUGAGGUUUGUGCGAAUUAGGCAUCUGCAAACAAGAAAAGAAUGGGAAGAAAACAUCAUCGAACCUAAGCUGAAUCCACAAAUCUGCAAAAGAGAGGCUUCGGUUUUACCUUCGUAUCGAGACGCUUCGAAAUCGCCUGUCGUCGAGAGCUUUUCUUUUUUUUUUCGCGUUGGGACGAAAAUGAUUUCUUUUUUUUUUUGUGUAAAGUAAAUAAUGCCGGAAAAUAUAACUCAGCCGUAACAUUGUUAAUAAUUAAUAAUGCCGAAGAAUAAAACUCAGCCGUAACAUUGUUAAUAAUUAAUAAUACCGAAAACUAAACCUCAGUCGUAAAAUUGUUAAUAUUUAAUGAUGUCGAAAAAUAAAAGUUGGCCAAAAGAGUCAUACAUAAUUUAACUCAGUGUCGAGUUAUGUCCUGACACGCAUGUCCGAGUAAUUUACGAUAUCGAGGUCAUUAUAUGUUUAUUUUAUUUGGACACGCGUGAUCUUUAUAUUUAAUAUGAUUUCCCUAUUAUAUUUCCAAUAUUUACAAGUAAAAGAUAAAGGAAAAACCAGAGUCGACUUCUAAAACCUAAAGUAAGUCUCUUUCGUCCAAAAUCGAUUUUGAAUUAUUUUUUGUAUUUUGGCCUUGUUCGAUUUUGCAUUAUUUUUUGUGUGCUAUGAUGUAUAAAUUAGAUGGAUCUACAGCGUGGAAUUCCAAGGACGUGCGACUGUGGAGCUGCUACCAUUGUGUUAACGUCAGGUACAAUAAAGAAUCCGGGUAGAAGAUUUUAUCGAUGUGGAGCAAAUUCGGGUCAAAACCAUGUUUUCAAAUGGCUUGAUGAAGCACAUGAUGAAGAGUUUGUAGUUGUGGCAAACAAACUCGCGACGAUAGAGCAGGAUUUGGCCGCUAUAAAAGCAGAAUUAGAUGAUAUGAAGAAAGACAUAACUGAGAUCAUAAAAAUUAUUGAAUGUCUUAGGAUGAAGUCUUAAAUGUAUUAGUUGCUACUACUACUUCUUUGUUUACUCAGAUUCUGUACUCAUAAGUCAGUCUAUGUUUAUGUAACUCGGAUUUAACUCAGCCGUUGUUAAUUUCUUCCGAAACAACAACUCAGCCGUAACAUGUAAUAAUAUCAGUCUUAACGUUUAGGUGAACAAUCAAAAAACAGUCAUAAGAUGAAUAAAUGAGAAUAACUCAGCCGUAAGAUGAAAAUAACUCAGCCGUAAGAUGAAAAUAAGUCAGCCAUAAGAUGAAAAUAACUCAGCCAUAAGAUGAAAAUAAGUCAGCCAUUAGAUGAAAAUAACUCAGCCAUAAGAUGAAAAUAAGUCAGCCAUAAAAACAGAAUAUAUAAUUUUUUGUUCGACAUACAUAAUGGCAUAGCAAAAAACAUAAAAAAGAUAAGAUUCUGAUGCAGAGACAUCUUCACCACUUACUUGUGUCC
Brassica rapa (field mustard) is the source of this 7412-nucleotide messenger RNA. Its product is annotated as muscle M-line assembly protein unc-89-like. Gene Ontology annotation, biological process: proteolysis. The record is from RefSeq and is a predicted model, not a curated record. Gene Ontology annotation, molecular function: cysteine-type peptidase activity. Lineage: Eukaryota; Viridiplantae; Streptophyta; Magnoliopsida; Brassicales; Brassicaceae.